Gryllus bimaculatus (two-spotted cricket) is the source of this 778-nucleotide messenger RNA. The record is from the annotation of a GenBank genome assembly. NCBI's taxonomy places the organism in Eukaryota, Metazoa, Arthropoda, Insecta, Orthoptera, Gryllidae.
UAAGGUAUACGAGGCGGAGAUGAAGCAAUUCUUCGCACGAUUCGCCAAUGACGUCAUUGCCACUAGCGCCUUUGGAAUUCAGGUGGACUCUUUAGCAGAACCUAAAAACGAGUUCUACCUCAUGGGGCGAGACCUGACCAAAACCGAUGGAAUUAAGGGUCUUAUUUUUCUAGGAUACGUGUUCCUACCAAAAUUAAUGGAGUUUUUGCGAAUUCCUUUCCUGAGCCAAAAAGUGAGGAAUUUCUUCCACAAUCUCGUCCACGACACCAUCAAGGAGCGCCAGCAGAAGGGCAUCUUCCGUCCCGACAUGCUGCAGCUGCUCAUGCAGGCGCGCGAAGGACAGCUCAAGGCGGAAGCUGGAGACGAGCAGGAGAACAUCUCCGGCGCUAAGCUGAAGAAGCUGACGGAUCUCGACAUGACGGCGCAAGCCGUCAUCUUCUUCUUCGCCGGCUUCGACACCGUGUCCACCGCCAUGAGCUACUGCGCCUACGCCCUGGCCCGUCACCCGGAGGUGCAGCAGCGCUUGCAGCGGGAGGUGGACGAAACCUUCGAGAAGAACGACGGAAAGCUCACGUACGAGGCCGUGCAGGGAGCCCAGUACUUGGACAUGUUCAUCAGUGAGGUUCUCCGAUUGUACUUCCAAGCUCCUACCUUGGAUCGGGUGUGCACCAAGGAUUUCACCAUCCCUGCACAAGAAAAUGUUCCUGCCUACACUGUGCGAAAAGGCGAAUCCAUCCGAAUAGUUGUAACUCCUCUUCAUUUGGAUCCUAAGUACUGG